Aureobasidium uvarum is the source of this 771-nucleotide messenger RNA. The record is from the annotation of a GenBank genome assembly. Lineage: Eukaryota; Fungi; Ascomycota; Dothideomycetes; Dothideales; Saccotheciaceae.
CAUCUUGCUCACGAUCUCCUACAUACCCUCGCCGAUCUCGACAGAGGCGACAAGCUCCUGNGCAUCAGCUCUCUUCUCAAAACCACGACGUCUGAAAAUCAGCCAAGGUAUCCUAUAGCACUUGCGAUACUGGUUAUUUCGCAAUGGCUGUUGGUGUAUUUGAUUCGUCAUGUAAUGCUUCAAACUACAGGAGCAUUGAUGGUACAGUCGAAAACACUUGCCUAUCGCAAAGAAAGCGGUGGGAUGGACUCCCAUAACAAUUAUCUGGGAUAUCCUCUCCAUGCCAUUGGUUCGGGCAGACGAUUACGCAGAGAUGUUUUGCUGAGUGUGGUGUAUGAUGUGCUUUACUCUCUCCUAAGCAGUCUCCUCUCCAGUAUCUCUUCUUCUUUGAUCUGGCAGUUUGUUGCGAAAAGUAUUGCAGGAGUGCUAUUGGCAAACUUGCAUCUGCGCUGGACUUGUGUGGUUCUUUCUCUUCAGCAGCAACGUCGGCAGACACGACCGAGGAUCUUGUCGCUUCCAGAUAAGAGACUUGUGUUGCCGGCUGUGGCUUACGUUCUCGCUCAACAGUUGACUGCGAACCUGCCUAUCUACAUUUCCAAGUCCAUUUCUGGGACUUCCAACAGCAGUCUUCAAGGCAUCGCUGCUGCGGACAGCAUCAUUCUGAUCACAGCAUUCGGUUUGCGAGUGUCGGCUCUGUAUCCUACCUUUGCUGCUUAUAUUUACAUUGAGAUGUUGCAAGCAGAUGGAAGAGUUGCUUUGGGGCGAUAUGGC